AUGAAAGUCAUCGAUAUGACCGCCAGCUUUUUCCUUCCUCAACAUGCCUGCAGCGAUGCACCUCACUGUGCUGGUGUUUCUGCUCACAGUCAAUUUCUGUGCAGGCACCACCACAUCUAAAGUUACAACCACUUCUUCUGCAGGUACAACCACCACUCCGUCUGCAGGUACAACCAUCCCUCCGUCUGCAGGUACAACCAUCCCUCCGUCUGCAGGUACAACCAUCCCUCCGUCUGCAGGUACAACCAUCCCUCCGUCUGCAGGUACAACCAUCCCUCCAUCUGCAGGUACAACCCACUCCUCAAAAGGUACAACCACCACUCUGUCUUCAGGUACGACCAGCCCCUCUCCAGCUAAACAGGCCACAGAGACAAACACAACUACUGGGAACUCAACCACAUCGACAGGGACACAGAAAAACGAUGUCACAUCAAAACCCACCAACAACACACAGCAGCCUACAACUUCAACAAACCAAACAACAACAACAGCAUUCACUCCAGGGAAUGCAUCAACAACACCUCUGGCUUUGCCUUCGCCACAAACUACCAACAAGACAGAGGGAACACGAACAAGUGCAAUUCCUGAGUCACCAACAUCCAACCUGACAUCCGAAACGGCAACUUCCCCUGGAUCCACAGCAACAUCAGCGCCAAAAACACCGGACAUCACUUCAACCUCCUCAGCAAACACCACAGCCCCAGCCUCAGGCAGUGCAGGCCCUUGGAAUAAAGGAGACUUAGCGGAAAAUCCCGGCCUCGUCGCCAUCAUCUGUAUCUUCUGUAUCGUCUUCGUCCUGGUGCUGGUGGUCGCUACCCUGAAAUGUAUCCAAUCACCAAGGUCCAAGUUUGAGAGGCUUGAAGAUGUUCCCCUGGGCAAAGUGACAGAGGAGUCUCCGUUUGCCCGUUACGCUAAAUGACCCAGGAGACUGUUUCAGACACCAGAGACCAGCAGGAGUACAUUCCUGUCAGAAAUUUCCACAACAUCAGCACAAACAGACAAUGAUUUUCUUUCUGGCUCUCAUCGCUUCACAUUGCAUUUUUUGUCCGUGACAGUGAAAUAUUUCUGUCUCAGCUUUGGUGUGCUCAUUUGGCCGCUUUAAAUUCUGCUGAUUUAGCCUCUGAAGCAUAAUCAACUGUUGCACUAACUCAUCUGUGGUUUCCUCUGCCUAACAUGCACAGAUGUCAUUGUUUUUAUUAUUCUAGGUCCCUUUUGCACUCUUGCACAUAACAUGUCAUUUAAUAAAAAUGCAGCACAUUUAAGUUUCUGUAAUAUUUAGAGAUUAACAUACACUAUAUGGAAAAAAAAAUACUUGGCCACCUUAUCAUUACACCAGUGGGGACUGGAAUGACAUUGGAUUAAAAGAUAAUAAUUUCAAAAUGGGUCCCCCCCCCCAUUCAGCUUUAACAGUCUCCAAUCUUCUUGGAAGUCUUUCCACAGUUUUGAGUUGUUUUUGCAGAUAAGUGUGAUUCAUCACUCCACAGAACACAUUUCCACUGCUCCACAUGCCAGUGUCUGUGGGCUUUACAUUACUCCAUCAGGUGCUUGGUAUUGGACUAAACAGUUUUUGUGCUUGAAUUAAUGUCAGUGGAAGUUUAAUACUCCUCAGCUAUGGAAUCAGCAGAAUGUUGGCAACUUUUGUGCACCAUGCAGUCGUUGACUCCUUGGUCUUCUGCUUUGUGGAUGAGUUGCUGUUGUUCCUAAACGCUUCCACUUUCUAAUAAUAUCACUUACAGCUGUGUGGAAUAUCCAGCAGGGAGGAAAUUUCACAAACUGUCUUAUUGCAAAGGUGGCAUCCAUCAUAGUAUCAUGUUUGAAGUCACUGAGCUCUUCAGAACGACCCAUUUUAUUUAACAAAUGCUUGAAAAUGGAGACUGAAUGGCUAGGUGCUUGAUUUCAUACACCUGUGGCAACAAGUCUGAUUGAAAAACCUAAAUUCAGUUAACAGGUAUGGCGAAAUAUUUUUGUCCAUGUAGUGUAUUUGCAGAUUCAGUGUAGGUUGGGUUAUAUGAAUGUUAUUUGCUUUUUCAAAUAUGUCUUUAUGUUGUUUAAUGUAUAAAUAGUUACAUGGCUGCAGUAAGAAUGAACAAGUGUACAUGAUUUAUUUUUUAUCUCUGAGUUUUUUACUGCAUCAUGUUUUCCUUAAUUAAGUCCUGAAAUGCAGAUUCAUUCCAUUUUGUCAUGUCCAGCAUAUCCCUCUCUAAAAUGAAUCUUCUUUCUUUCAGGGAAGAAUUAAGUAUACAGAUUUCUUUCAAACAGUUUUGGUCAAGUAAUGUAGUUGCAGUGUAUUGUGUUAAACUCAGGGAUUUGAUUAAAUCAUGGUUUUGUAAAUGGGGGUGAAAAUGAUUCGGAUUAGCCUUUAUUUGUGCAUUUAAUGCUUAACUGUCAGAGAAAUGAAAGAGAGAAGCAAGUUUUCAAUAAAACAAUAUUAAAAUGUACAACAAAUGUGGUAUCUUUUGCUUUUUUAAAACAUCGUGUUGAUUCACCAGCUUGGACAGCAGCAGAAACAACAUCCUUUUAUCUGUUGUCUUAUCUAAACACUUGAACAGUUUCCCCUGAUAGAUGAGUCAGACUCCUGAGAUAAAUUGUGUUGUCUUCACUGUUUGAUGGUGAAGAUUACCCAAGAGGUCAGGAUGAAUGUGUGUCCUGAUAAGAAUGUCUGAGUCUAACAUCACCACAGAGACAGACUAAUAAGACACAGAGGCCCAGUUUCUCUACAACCUACUAAAAGAUGUCUAUAAAAUGUGAGGGGCAUCUUUUUUAAGAAUAAGUAUGUUAAAGUUUUGCACAGUGGUUUGUUGCUUAUUUGCUGAAGCUGUUUUCACACAUGCACUCCUGAGAUAAAAACAGAGCUCCAACUUCUUACCACCUGUCCUCUUUUCAAGGACAUCAGAAACAAGUUCUAUCCACUUUUCACCUGCAGACCAAAAAACGGGCAAACAAUGAACAGAAGUUUCUAUAUCUGCUGGGAGAAGUUCAACAGUGUGCAAGUGUCAAAGCACAUUCCAUGACCUGUUGUGACCAAAAAGAGCCCCAAACAUCACACCGCCACCAUGAACAGGACUGUCUACAAAUGCAGUACUUUGCAGAACUUUUAAGCGUGUUUGGAUCAAAAUUGAGGCUGAAGUAAAGUGUGGAUUUGGCAAGUAAGCUGCCUGAGGGCACCAUCAGACGGGAAGGAGGAUUAACACAGCCCCAGUCGUGCUCUGGAUGUCCUUGCAUUAUCAGAGGCAAGGGAAAAUAAUCUAACAAAGUCCACACCUUUAGGGUGGGUAAGGGGUGGAUGUCUUCUGUAAGCACGGCCUAAGAAAAAAUCUCUAUAUAAUCAGUUUUUAUAAAAUAAAAACAAACCCUCUACAUCCCUUUGACUGCUGCAGGAAUGAUGCAGUAUUAGAAUAUAGAGAUGUAGAUGUUAGAAAUAUCUUCAAAGCAAUCUCUUUAAACAAAUAAAUUUCAAAAUUAUUAAUGCUGGAUUUCUUGUGCUCUGAUUUAACUUGU
Messenger RNA from Cheilinus undulatus (humphead wrasse), 3498 nucleotides. RefSeq names its product mucin-2-like. The record is from RefSeq and is a predicted model, not a curated record. The transcript is spliced from 4 exons. NCBI's taxonomy places the organism in Eukaryota, Metazoa, Chordata, Actinopteri, Labriformes, Labridae. Bases 44 to 919 code for a protein of 291 amino acids.